Molecule: messenger RNA, 5481 nt
Organism: Fusarium pseudograminearum CS3096
Lineage: Eukaryota; Fungi; Ascomycota; Sordariomycetes; Hypocreales; Nectriaceae
Exons: 3
Coding region: 1-5481 (1826 amino acids)
Molecular function (GO): FAD binding; oxidoreductase activity
Source: RefSeq, a predicted model, not a curated record
AUGCGCAAAUUUCUCAUCAGCUCGUUGCUGGCCUUGGCCACCGGCUCCAAUGCCGCAGCGAAGGAAAGCUGCAAAUGUUUUCCUGGCGACUCUUGUUGGCCUUCUGAUGCCGAAUGGAGUCGUCUCAACAGUACCGUCGGAGGUCGUUUGGUGGCCACUGUGCCCUUGGGCAGCCCUUGUCAUGAUCCCACCUACAAUGCCGAAGAGUGCAAGAAUUUGCAGAGCGAAUGGCACUACUCCUCAGUCCAUACCCAGUCGUCUUCAUCUAUGAUGGCACCUCUCUUCGCGAACCAAAGUUGCGAUCCCUUCCAGCCUAGAGACAAACCUUGUACUCUGGGUAACUACGUCCGAUAUGCGGUGAAUGUCACAUCAGCUGAGGAUGUUGCUGCUGCCGUGAAGUUCGCCCAGAAGAAGAACAUUCGAUUCGUUAUUCGCAAUACAGGCCAUGACUACCUCGGCCGUUCAACCGGUGCCGGCGCUCUUUCUGUCUGGACUCACUACUUGAAAGGCAUCGAGGUCAUCGAUUGGAAAGACAAGCACUACAAAGGCAAGGCCCUCAAAGUCGGCGCAGGAGUUCAAGGCUUCGAGGCUUUAGCUGCUGCCCAUGCAAAAGGCCUUGUCGUCGUGACAGGAGAAUGCCCGUCUGUGGGUCUUGUCGGAGGAUAUACCCAAGGUGGUGGCCAUUCUGCCUUGAGCACCAACUUUGGCCUGGCGGCAGACAACGCCCUAGAGUUUGAGGUUGUUACUGCUGAUGGGAAGCUAGUCAAGGCGAACAGAAGCCAGAAUAGCGACCUUUACUGGGCUCUCAGCGGCGCAGGCUCCGGAAAUUACGGAGUAGUAGUCUCGGCCACAGUGCAAGCUCAUCCAGAAGCCAAGGUCAGCGGCGCCAGCUUUCUUAUCACAGCGCCUGAAGGUCACCCAGACCUGAUCUACGACGCCAUUGAUGCUUUCCACGCUGCUCUUCCGAAGAUCGUUGACUCGGGUGUCAUGAUCAUUUACUUCUUCGGCAGUUCGUUCCUCCAAAUCCCAGCGUUGACAGCCUAUGGUAAAACUGAAGCAGAGGUCAAGAAAAUCCUCAAACCUUUGGCUGAUUCUCUCGCUGCUCUGGGCCUCAAGUUUGAGCCUACCUUUACCAACUUCUCGAGCUACUACGAACAUUACGGUCACUAUUGGGGGCCUCUACCUGCUGGCAAUAUUCAGAUCGGAACUCAGAUAUUUGGCGGACGAUUGCUACCUCGCAACAAGGUCGAUGAGUUUGCGCCUACGGCACGAAAGCUGGCCGAAAUGGGAGUCACCUAUAUCGGUGUCGGACUCAACGUAUCAAAGUUUGGUGCUAAUAGUGGUAACUCGGUUCUACCACAAUGGCGAGACUCCCUUGUAAUGGUAUCCUUGACUCUUCCUUGGGAUAAUGAAGCUCCCUGGGAAGAAAUGCUGGCAGCUCAGAAGAAGAUGACCGAGGUUGUCCAGCCUGUUAUUGAGGCUGCGACACCGGGUGCUGGAGCUUAUAUUAAUGAGGCUAAUUUCCAACAGCCAGACUGGCAGGAUACUUUCUAUGGCGCCAACUACGAUAAGCUUCUGCAGAUGAAAAAGAAGUAUGAUCCUAAACAUUUGUUCUAUGCUACGGUGGCGGUUGGAAGCGAGCAGUGGGAUGUUGCUAAGGAUGGACCCGCACCUGCGGACCCCGCUUCUCUCUCUAUCAGCUCCAGCUGUGUAAAGGAUCAAAUAUCCCUUGACCGAUACAACAUGUCUGGGGCCGAGGUACUAGCCGGAAUCGGCAUUCUUUGUAACGUUAUGCAAAUAGUAACGUUUGGCAAAGACGCACUCCAUGUUUAUCGUUACGUCAGUGACAACGGAACCCCAGAUGCGAAGCUGGAGACAUACCUUGCCGAUGCCUCAACCAACUAUCAAGAAAUGAAAGAGCAACUUUCUACAACUCCUUCUCCGACGAACGACCAAAAGGAGAUCAUAAAGGUGGGAGAGGAAGCUUACAAGGGACUUCAAAAACUUCGAACCUACUUUCAGGAGCUAUCGGUUGAUAAAGAAUCCAGAAAGGGCCUCAUUGGAAAACUGAGAGUUGCCAAGACUGGCAUCAAGACUUUGUUUCGUGGCAAAGAGCUAGAGGAUCUGGAGAAGAACUUUCAACGGUAUCAACAGCUUCUUCAAACCCGACUGAUAGGUCGCAUAUGCAAUCAAAACGACGCUGUGGCUCUUUUAGCACAAGACUGCUUCAAAAGCCUUGAUGCCACCAAACAAUCCGUGAUCGAAGGCAUAGCACAGGGGCAUACGGAUCUAUCAUUCUUGAUAUCUCAAAAGACUAUCGAGACGAAGAAUCACAUCGAAGAUCAACAUAAAGCGACUCGUACUGUGGUCGGGAAUCAUCUCUCUACAGCAGAGCAUAAUCUUCAAACACAUGUUUCCGAGUCUACCUCUGUGGUCAGAGAGGAUCUCGCUAGUCGGAGCAGAACAGAAGACGAGCUAAAGAGACACGAACAGCUCUUAGCCAGCCUCAGAUAUCCCGAAAUGAAUGCCCGAAAAAAUCAAGUCGUUACCAGUUUCCCUAAAACCUUUCAAUGGAUAUUCUCCAGUUCAGGACCUUGGAGCGAUGAGAGUUCUUCUUCGGAUGACGAUGACGAAGGUAUUAGUAUAGAUGACGAUACUUCUUCCUCGGGUAGUGAAGGUUCCGCUCGUCUUCAUCGUCGUCGGAGAGUCUCGCUGGAGGACGAGAGUUCAUUCUCAGAAAAGAGUGCGGCCUCACAUAGGGAUUGCUCCGAUAAGGACCAUAGUGACAACGAAGAGACAAAUGAGGACUCGGAAGCCGACAAAGACGAAGAUGGGUCUAGCAGCAGUGAUGUCUCAAUUGAAGAUGUCACCACGUCGAAUAUCAGCUCUUGGUCAGAGCCAACUACCUUUACCUGCUGGUUAGGCUCUGAAUCUCAGAUAUUCUGGAUCAGUGGAAAGCCCGCAUCUGGGAAGAGUACACUGAUGAAGUUCAUUGCCACAAGUCCUGCUACAAAAGAGAAAAUAGCGGUUUGGCGUCCCAACGUCAACAUUCUACCACACUACUUUUGGAAGGCUGGCAGUGUCAUGGAAAGAAGUUUCAAAGGCUUCCUUCUAUGUUUGAUUCAUCAAGUUCUUUUAGAUAGAGCCGAGCUCUCACAGCGAUUGUUGCAGAAUAUGCCGGAUCUCCGUUUUAAAUGGUCUCACGAUGAUUGGGAUAUACAACAACUAGAGACAGUGUUACUCUGGGUGCUCGAGGCGGCAGCAGAACCGUUCUUCCUUAUUAUCGAUGGCCUAGAUGAGUCUGAACAGUUUGAAAAACACCUCUCGACAGCUGCUCAACACUCAAACAUACUUGACCGUUUGGGCAAGUUGAAAGAUGUCAAGAUUUGUGUGUCGAGUCGAGAAGAGUACACAUUCACUACUUGCUUCGAUGGUGUCGAAAGACUGCAGCUGCACAAGCUUACCAGAUAUGACAUUCGACAAUUUGCCGCUACUCGUCUUGAUGGUUUGACUUUUGUCAAGCCGAACGACAGAGAUCAGAUUCUUGAUUUGAUUGUCUCAAGGGCUUCUGGUGUUUUCCUCUGGGUAGCUCUUGUCCUUGAUUCUGUCACUAGGGCAGUUCGUUUUGAUAACAACAUUGAGAGUCUCAUUGAACGAAUCGACCACAUGCCGAGAGACUUGAUUGACUUGGUGCAAGAAAUGUGGGAACGAUCUGGCGAAGAUGGCGAGAUACCUAGCUACCGAGCCUCAGCCUCACGUUACUUCAAUCUCGCGCAAGGGCUAGACUAUGACUACCAUGGCCUUUGGAAGAUGUCUAUUCUCAUGAUUGCAAUUGCUUCAGACAAGAAGGGUAUGGAGUCUAUGCUAGAUUUGAACCGUGUCUGGGACGUCGACGAACUGGCAAGACAGUGCUCCAAAACCUUGGACGAGCUCCAUGUUGUCUGUCACGGACUUCUUGAAGUAAAAGAAAAGUCGCCUACGAACUCAAAUCCAUUGCCAGAUGGGAUCGAGGUCUAUAGGAACAUGCAAGUACGAUUUGCUCACAGAUGCGUCAUCGACUUCCUCCGCGACACCGAUAGCGGCGCUGCCCUCCUCGGCGCAUGUGGAUGGGCUAAGGAUGAAAUCAAAGCCCGGCUAGAUGGCUCUGCUAUGGUAUUCGCUCGUUGUAGAAUGAAUUCCAGACGCUUUCUUCUGAAACGAGAUAUUAUGCCCCUCAACAUUGGAAUCAUCAACGGUAAGGAUUAUAUUUUACGCAAAACGUUUGAUACAUGCUUGGAAAGCAUUAUGCGUUACCAAACUUGCCUUAAGGCCAAAACACAUUAUCAAAAUAUCCUCUUCUACAGAUGUACACAAUGGCACUUUGCUGGAAUUCCUCUUGAUUUCGACAUGUGGGCACAAAGUUGGGGGUCUAUAUUCGCCCAAGAUCCUCUGAUCAAUGAGUUUCUAGCCUCAGCCGCCAAAGCAGCCACCGCGUCUUUUAUGGAAAGGCUUAUCAUGGGUCUUUCUACUGAGGACUUUCUGAGCGCAUUGCCUGCCAUAUUUCGAGGCUUGUCAACAGGGUAUUGCCAAGACAUUUGGGAAAUGAGUGGAGGUCAAGAGGAGGAUGACCGCUGUAUCUUGAAAAUGAUUACUUUGACAAAGAAGAUUCUCUCUCGUCUCUCAAGUCUGGGAGGGGAAGGACACGAAGCUGGCACUUUGAAAGCUCUGAGUGGAGAGACACGAGAGGAGCUGCAACGUCUUACGUGUUCUUGGUUCCUCGGCAUCUGUGUUGGGCUCGACUAUGACCAUCUGGAUGAAGAAUCCAAAACAUCGAUCCGGGAGAUACUGCAUCUCAUCACGCUAUCUCUAACUACUGCGGAAGAGUGGAAUCAGCCUAUUAUGCUUUUUCUACACCAAGAAAGUGACAAUUCGUUCAAACUCAGAGCUUUGUCAGUCUUUUACCGUGGAGACGCAGAUCCCAUUUGCUUCUUAACUGCCAAUCUUAUGACAACAUUUCAAGUAGCUCUCUGUCUGGUCCGGCACAGAGAUACAGAGUGUCGCUUGGAAGAAUUCCCGGCCUGGGAGGGACAGAUACCUUGCCUUGUUGAACGCGUGGAUCCAUUAUUACAUGUUGUGGUCAGCAAGAAGGUAAAACCAACGAAAACGUGGGAUCAAUUCAUCUGGUCAGAUUACAGCAAAGAAGAUGCGGAUGAGGUUUCAAAAGCACUUUUACACAUCUUACUCACUGGGGGUCCCAUCAACCCAGAGAUGUUACACAUGGAGGAGCAGCAGAGAGAGGAAGUACCCCAAUAUGGAGUUGAGCUUAUGAGAUAUCUUAUAAACAAGUUCGGUGGUACACAAGGGCUACUGAUCCAUCCAUGGUCCUCGUGGAUAGUCAGGGAUGCAGAUGAAAAUGAGGGAAUUGGAAGAUUGGACGAUCAUGUUGACGAGAGAUCACCACAACCUAUGAUAGAGUUAUUGCACAAAAUAUGGGACUCGUAA